Pyrus x bretschneideri (Chinese white pear) is the source of this 5726-nucleotide messenger RNA. Its product is annotated as disease resistance protein RPV1-like. The record is from RefSeq and is a predicted model, not a curated record. NCBI's taxonomy places the organism in Eukaryota, Viridiplantae, Streptophyta, Magnoliopsida, Rosales, Rosaceae. Gene Ontology annotation, biological process: defense response; signal transduction. Gene Ontology annotation, molecular function: ADP binding; protein binding.
ACUCUUUCUUUGCACCUUCCCGGCCUAUGUUGUUUCUCAAGUCCAUACGCCAACAUUAUCAUAUUAUAAACUUUUGUUUUUGUUGACUGAAGGAGCUUGACUUGUGUUUAUGUAUUUCAAUAUCAUCCGUUAGGCAACGCAAACACAACCACUACCAUAUUUUAAUCCCAAAUCGGCUUCUCUCGCUCUCCAACCUCUCACGAAUUACAAACAAGGUGCUUUCUUGUUGGAAAAACCACUGAACCAGUAGAACUUUCCUCGGUUCUUCAAUUCCAUUCGAAUAAUUUUUUUACCCAGAAAAGCUAGCGUUUCCUGGUACAUGCCGUUGGAUUCCGUCUGCUGCUGAUGAUCUGCAGGCUGAAGAGGAUGACGAGAAUAUUAGUGGUGAAUUGUAUUCCAGUUUAAUUAGUGGAAGAACAGCUCUCUCUGACUUUUGAGGUACAUGCCGUUGGAUUCCGUUUGCUGCUGCAGAUCUGCAGUUGGAAAGUGGAAGCCCCAACUUUGAGCUCAGAGCUUGAAUUUCUGAGUCAUUCGUUUCUCUGCCCUCUCAUCAGUCACUCUUGAUCCACUCUCUGAGGAGCACUACAUAUUUAAAGAGUUUUGGGUUGGAGGAAGAACUUAGUUGCUUGACAUUUUGAGGUUUUGAUGAAUUCUUCAUUUAGAUUUGGUGACCAACAAUCGACCCACCACCAAUUUUAGAUCAAGAUUCGAGCAUGCCUUAAAAGUGAUCAUCCGUUCGACAGAACAAACACAACUACUGCCAUUUUUCAGUCGUGAUCUGAACCACUGCUGUGCCAUAACGGUGGAUACCGCCAUGACAACCCACGAAGCCUCCUCUUCAUCCUCCUCCAAGUCAAAACUUUGGAAUUACGAUGUGUUCUUGAGCUUCAGCGGUGAAGACACACGCAAUGGCUUCACGGACCACCUCCACGCGGCAUUAACAUACAAGGGAUACCAGGCUUAUAUUGAUGAGGAUGAUCUAAAAAGAGGGGAACAAAUACAAAAAGAACUGGAACAGGCAAUCGAAAAAUCAAAGAUCUCUAUCAUUGUUUUCUCAGAGAGGUAUGCGGAUUCGAGUUGGUGUCUUAACGAGCUGGUGAAGAUCAUGGAGUGCAGAGACAAACUGGGGCGUCAUGUUUUGCCAAUAUUCUAUCACAUUGAUCCUUCACAUGUCAGGAAGCAGAAUGGAGUUUUAGCCCAAGCAUUUAAGAAGCACAAAAAGAACAUCCAUAAAGAAAAAGAUGACAAGAAACGUGAAGAAAAACGAGAAAGGGUAAAGCAGUGGAGAAAGGCUCUUAGAGAAGCUGCAGAGUUAGCCGAAGAAUUUCAGGGGCACGAAGAGGUAAAGCAGUGGGGAGAGGUUCUUACAAAAGCUGCAAAUUUGUCUGGCUACCAUCUUCAAAUCACUGAUAAUAGGCGCGAAGCAAAGCUUAUUAGAGAAAUUGUUGACAAGAUUAUCCGGGAAUGGCUUCCGAGCGCAGAAAAAUUACAUUUGGCCAAGCACCCAGUUGGAAUAUAUACUCGCAUUCAAGAUAUCAUCACUUAUCUUUCAAAUGGUGGAUCAGAUGUUGUUCGCAUGGUUGGAAUUUGGGGGAUGGGUGGAUUGGGUAAAACAACAGCUGCCAAAGCCAUUUAUAACCACAUUCAUCAUAAGUUCCAAUUCAAAAGCUUCCUUAACGUUAGUGAAUAUGAUCUGGUUGAUUUGCAAGGAAAACUUGUUUCUGACAUCUUGAAACAGACCGAGUCUAAGAUAACCAGUGUUGAUGGAGGUAUCAGUCUGAUAAAAAAUCAUCUCCAACGUAGAAGUGUACUUGUCAUUAUUGACAAUGUAGACAAAGUGGAACAACUAAAUGCAAUGGCUGGAAAUCGUGAUUGGUUUGGCCCAGGAAGUAGAAUUAUCAUAACGACACGAGAUGAACAUUUACUAAAGCAAGCGAACAUGAAAGUGGACAAGACAUAUCCCCUUAAGGAAAUGAAUGAAGAAGAAGCUCUGAAGCUCUUUAGUUGGCAUGCCUUUGGAAAUAGUUGGCCUGAUGAAGGAUAUCUUGAACUCUCAAAAGAGGUUGUUUCUUACUGUGGAGGUUUGCCACUAGCCCUUGAAGUUUUAGGUUCUUCUAUGAUUGAAAGAACCCCAACAGAGUGGAAAAGUCAGUUGGAGAAAUUGAAAAAAUUUCCUGAUGAAGGAAUAAUGAAAGCUCUAAGAUCAAGCUUUGAAAUGCUAGAUCCUACGCAAAAGGAUAUAUUCCUUGACAUAUCUUGUUUCUUUAUUGGAUGGGAUAAGGACGAUGUCGCAAAAAUUUUAGAUGGAUGUAACUUUUUUGCAACAAUAGGAAUCAGUGUCCUCCGUGAACGAUGCCUUAUAACUAUUGAACACAACGAGUUGAAUAUGCAUGAUUUGCUUCGAGAAAUGGCCAAAGUAAUAAUUUCUGGAAAUUCUCGUCGUCCCCUUGGAGAAUGGAGUAGAUUGUGGAACCAUCAAGAGGUCACUGAUGUAUUGAGAGAUAAAUCUGGAACUAAAGAAGUUGAAGGACUUGUUGUAGGUUCCCCUGAUUUUUAUCCAUUCCGUAACUUGGCUAGUUUCAGUACAGAAGCAUUUGCCAAUAUGAAGAAACUGAGACUGCUCCAGCUCUACAACGUGCAGCUUAAUGGAGAAUACAAACAUCUUUCCAAAGAGUUAAUAUGGUUGUGCUGGGGUGGAUGCCCUUUAAAAUCCAUACCAGAUGAUUUCUUUGAUCAACGACGAGAACUAGUUAUUUUAAAGAUAACGUUUGGCAAACUGGUACAAGUUUGGGAGGGCUCCAAGUCGCUUGGAAACUUGAAAAUCCUUGAUCUCAGUUAUUGCCAUGACUUAAAAAAAUCACCAGACUUUUCAAAUCUCCCAAAUCUUGAAGAGUUGAUAUUGCAAUGGUGUGAGAAUUUGUCCGAGAUUCACCCCUCCAUUGGUCAUCUUAAAAAACUUUCUUUGGUGAACCUCUUAGGCUGCAAGAAUCUUAUUUCUCUUCCUGGGGAUUUCUAUAAGUCCAAAUCCGUUCAGACUCUUCUUCUUAAUGUGUGUAAUCAAAUCAGUGAACUGCCCGAGGAUUUAGGGAAGAUGAUAUCAUUGAGAGUACUUAAUGCAUCUGACACAGCCAUAACACAAGUACCGCGUUCCGCAGUAAGAUUGAAGAAUCUCACUCAUUUAUCUCUAGUACACAUGAACCUUCUGCAAUUUCCCGAUUCAUUACACGGCUUAGACUCUUUAAGAAAUUUAGUUCUCUCAUCGUGCAGAUUAAGCGAUGAUGCAUUCCCAAAAGGUUUUGGGAGUCUAAUUUCUUUACAACAUUUGGAUCUUUCACAAAAUGAUUUUCAUACCCUACCCAGCCUCAGUGGCCUUUCAAAGCUUGAAAGUUUGCAGUUAAGUUACUGCAUUUAUCUUCGUACCCUACCCAGCCUGAGUGGUCUUUCACAGCUUAGAACUCUGGUGUUAAAUAACUGCUAUGCCAUUCACACCCUACCCAGCCUCAGUGAUCUUUCAAAGCUUGAAAGUCUGCGUUUAGGGUUUUGCUCCGAGCUUCAUACAAUUUAUGAUUUACCAUCAAAUUUGAAAUUUAUUGAUGCGCCUGGAUGCCGUAGUUUGGUAACAAUGCCCAAUUUUUCCAAAAUGUCGAAUAUGAGAGUACUGAAUGUACGUGAUUCACCCGCACUCACUGAGGUGCCAGACUUGGAUAAGUCAUUAGACUCCAUGACAUGGAUUAAUAUGCAAUGUUGCACCAAACUCACAGCUGAUUUUAGGAGGAACAUCCUAAAGGAAUGGACUUAUUGCGGAUAUGGUGGCAUUUUUCUCCAUGGGAAUUAUGUUCCUGAUUGGUUCGAGUUUGUCGAAGAUGGUAAUACAGUCAGUUUUAAAAUUCCACCGAGUAAUGGUCGUAAUUUUGAAGGACUGACUCUGUUCUGCAUUCACCACUCAAGCGAUUAUAUGAGAUGUGAAGAUGGUCAUCCUCGUGCCAGUAUUGAUAUAAAUAAUACCAAGCGUACUGUGUUGCAGACCUGCAUAGGCAAGGAAGAUUGGGUUAUAAAACGUCCUGUGUUGCAGACCUGCAUAGGCAAGGAAGAUUGGGAUUGGGUUAUAAAACGUCCUGUGUUGCAGGUUAUAAAACGUCCUGUGUUGCAGACCUGCAUAGGCAAGGAAGAUUGGGAUUGGGUUAUAAAACGUCCUGUGUUGCAGACCUGCAUAGGCAAGGAAGAUUGGGUUAGAAAAAAGGGGGUUAUAAGAAAGGGGGUUAUAAAAAAGGGUGAUAAUAUAUUUAGAGACUAUUUUCUUUGGCAGGGACAAAUAUCGAACAGUAAGCUCAAUUUGCAAAGCGGGGAUAAAGUUGAUAUAACUUUUGAAACGCCAGCUAGAAAUUCUCAUUACGUGACAAUUAAGAGAACAGGGGUUAAUCUAGUAUGGGACAAACCUAUGAAGGAAAAUGUGCACGAUUUUGAUCCUGAUGGUGUGUUUUUGAUCCAGAGGCACAAUCAAGGUGGUGAUGCAUCGUCAUCAUCAUAUGUUUGAGUCAAAUCAAAAUCAGUUCGUCAAACGCCUCUUUCAUUUUCGAUUUCUCAGUUCGAUAAUGAAGAUUUAGCUGGCCCAAUCACUGCCCGCCACCGCACUAUCACAACUUUCCCACCGUAGCCACCGCGGCAGUUCUUUUUCCCGGUAAUUUAACCGAAACAUCAAGGGUAGUCCGGUCAUGGCCUCCGCCGACGCGUUCGUCAAGGGCAGCGUCACCCAAUGGCGUCGCUGUCAUCACCUUUGGUCGCCCCCGAGCUGUCAACGCCAUGAACCUAGAUACGGAUGUGAAAUACAAGAGCUAUCUGGGAUUCUGGAUGAAUGGGAAUGUGACCCAAAUGUGAAGUGUGUUCUUGUUGAUAGCCUGUAGGCUUGUGUCUUUUACCUCAAAUAACUUCAGCAUUUGGUGCAAAUAGGUCCUUGUGACAAUUGAUGAACUUAAAAAGCAGCAGCAGAGUUCAGAUGCUACUGUGGUGGAGUGGGCUAAUGAAGCUCUUCAAGGUCUUGGAAAGGUGCUCCUUUUUCACUUUAUUUGACGCAAAAUUACUUCUCCAAAGUUGCAUCUGCGCUUGGGAAAAAUGACAAUCAAUUAUCCACUAACUGGUGUGAUGAAAACUGAAUAUCGCGUUGCUAUAAGAUCGUCUUUGCGGAAUGAUUUUGCUGAAGGUGUGCGGGCAGUUUUGGUGGACAAGGAUCAGAAUCCGAAGUGGAACCCGUCAAAGUAAGAGGGAGGUGAAUCAGAGUGAAGUGGAAGCUUUCUUCGAGCCAUUGAGCCCGAACGUUGAGGAGUUGAGCGUGUGACUGACUGGUAUGUGAAAACCGGAGUCAUUGAAAUAUAUUUACCGUUGUGGAAAAUAAGUUAGAUGAAACUACAUGAGACUUGUGUAAGUUCUAUAUGAGAGCAGACACUUGGUGAUUUGAUUAAAGACAUGUGGAAUGACAAGGAGAUAGGGAUGGACACUUGUGGUAGACUUAUUAGGAGUUGUAUUUCUUUACAGUUUCAAGUCAGAUGCAUUCUCGGUAAAACUAGCUAGAACUCUUCUAGCUGAUAUAAUGCAUAAGUGUUUCACUGUAAUAAGGCUACUCUUUGAUAAGGAUCACUUAAUGGGAGGGAUCCUUACUGAAUUUCAUGUAUAAAACUGAGGUCCCUGAUCUCUCCACUAAAUACGCAAGUAUACCGAAAACUCAAGCCCCA